CGUUAUAGAAAUUAACUGUUUUCAUUCUAUCUGAACAAGUAUAACUGGCAACAGGAAAAUUUAUGCAAUAUUUCUCUGCAGAAUUGUGCAGUACUUGGAGUAUACAAAACAUUCUCUGAAAAUGGCGAAUAGGGCGUUUUCUUCUAGCUCAUGCAGCCUCAAAGCUGCCUCUGUGAUUUUACUUGCAGUUUUAAUUCUUCAUAUAAUUGGAUUUUCUUUACCUAGAUGGGUUACUGUGGAGUUUAACAUCUCCCGAUAUGAGACAGUAAGAACAGGGGGUGGCUAUCAUGCCGGUCUCUGGCAACACUGUAGCUGUGCUAGCGUGCUCGAUGUAUGUCUGUGUUUCUCAAGAACAAAUGAUCCAGCAUGGUUUAAGAUGGUGCAAGUUGCUGAAACUCUCGGACUUAUUGGUUUGAUCAUCUCUGUGUUCUUGUCUCUGGCUCUGAUGUGCUACAAACAGAACAAGAACUACAAAAUCACCAACCUGAUAAUUAUGCUCAUCUCAGGUGCACUGCUGUUAAUUGGAGUGAUCGUGUUUGGAAUUAAAACAAAGGAAGGUCUAAAAGAAUUAAAAAAUUAUCCGGGCGCUGUCGAAUUCAAAGAAGGUUAUGGAGAGCUUACUUAUGCUUUUGUUCUCUGUACUGUUGCUGGAUGCAUUUGCAUAGUCGUGUGUGCGCCUCUCUUCCUGCGCGACAUGUACACUAACACUUCAGAGACCUCUCAUGACGCUUCCGUACAUUACACAGCUCAGUCUCCUCCGCAAGGUUAUGUGCAAGGCGAUCAGCAACCAGUUCAAAAUGUGCCUACACACCCACAAGCGCAGUACGGGCCUCCGCUAGGAUAUGCGCAAUAUUAUCAGCAGGAUAAUAGUGGAAUACCAUACAAGGCGUAGCCAGAUAGUAUUUAACUUCAGCUUCAAUGUUUGCAUUCAGAUAGUAUUUAACAUUCAGCUUCAAUGUUUGCAUUCAGACAGUAUUAAACAUUCAGCUUCAAUGUUUGCAUUCAGACAGUAUUUAACAUUCAGCUUCAAUGUUUGCAUUCAGACAGUAUUAAACAUUCAGCUUCAAUGUUUGCAUUCAGAUAGUAUUUAACAUUCAGCUUCAAUGUUUGCAUUCAGAUAGUAUUAAACAUUCAGCUUCAAUGUUUGCAUUCAGACAGUAUUAAACAUUCAGCUUCAAUAAUUGCAUUCAGAUAGACGUAUUAACAUUCAGCUUCAAUGUUUGCAUUUAUAAACUUAUUAACAUGUAUCGUCUAAACAGAAAAUUCGGGGAAAAUGUUAGAAACGCUGAAGUUUAGAAAAAGUUCAAUACGAGAUGUGUAUGGCAGUAUGCUGCGCAAAACAAGGCCACAUCACCUCUCUCAUUAAUAUUUUUCUUUUUGACAGAGAGGUGGAUAUCUAUGUAUGAAAAGUUUAUUGAUGGAACUCAGAACUUUCACUGUUUCAUUUGUUUUAACAAAAUAUUAUAUGAAAAAGCUACAGGUAGGAGCGACUCCGCGAAAUAAAAGAAUGUUUUCCAAAUUAUAAAUUGAACGUAAUUUUUGCUUUACAUGAAACAUAUUAUAAUGAAGUAAACGUCUUAAGAGGUGCUUCUUAUAUACAUAAUAAAUAUAUAUUGUUGAAAACUGGCCGAUCAUGUUUAUCUAGUGUAAUGUUUAUCAAGUCGAAACGUUUCCGGAAAACUUCUCCCUAUAUUAGUUUAAACUAGACGAUGCUUUUGUAGAAAAGCGCAUGUCUCCCCAGUGCAUAAUCGUGUAGGCAAGAAGUCAAUAGGGGACAGGAGCGAAAUUCAAAGAGACACUGAUGGUUGUCUACAAUAGGGAUAAUCUACUUGGGAUGUCAAAUCAUCCCACUAAGUUUCAACAUUCUGGGCCUAGUAGUUCUCAAAUUAUGAACUGGAAACGGUUUUACAUGUUCAGGCCCCUUUGACCUUGACCUUUGAUCAAAUGACCCCAAAAUAAGUAGGUGUCAUUUACUCCGCAUGUCCAAUCAUCCUAUUAAGUUUCAAC
Messenger RNA from Mercenaria mercenaria, 2007 nucleotides. RefSeq lists its product as uncharacterized. The record is from RefSeq and is a predicted model, not a curated record. Bases 122 to 892 code for a protein of 256 amino acids. The transcript is spliced from 3 exons. Lineage: Eukaryota; Metazoa; Mollusca; Bivalvia; Venerida; Veneridae. Gene Ontology annotation, cellular component: plasma membrane.